GAUAUUCGAGAGAGAUAGAUGAUACAGUAAUUUAAGUUAGACUAUAGUAAUUACCUUUUAAAACCUUAUUUCCCAUUGUGAUUAUGUUUAAACAUGAAUGAAUAAUAUUGCAUUGCUGUUUAAUCAAUGUAAAAUUAAAUUAUAAAUAUAUUAACCUAUGUAUACGUAUAUAGACGCAUAAAGGUGAAUUUAAUUAUACAAACAUCUAGGUAUGUGGUUAGUCUAGUAUAAUUAAUGUACCUACUAUAAGUCAGAUGUCAUGCCUACCAGGAAAUUCCGAAAGAAACUACAUUUAAAAAUGCUGGUUCUAUCUUUAAGUUUACUCUUAGUUCUUCGUACAAUCAUGACGAAUAUUAUAAAAAAAUAUGUAAUGAAAUUAUUAGAAAACGUGUGAGGAUUGCCUGUACGUAUAUCUUUUUUUUAUUACUCAUAGAUAUUAGACACAUUAGGAAAGACUGCUGACAUGCUGAUGUUUCAACUUAUGGAAACUGUCUGGUAACUAUCAGAAAAUUUCUACUAGUUGAUAACCGUCAGUAAUUUUAAGACUAGGAAUUUUUAUUAUUAUUACUAUUACAAGAUAGGUUUACGCUUGAUUUUACGUGUGACGUGUGAUAGGUGAUGAUAACAUCUUGGAUGAAGCGCUGUUUUAUACGCACUGUUUGAUAUAUGUUGUUUUUCUCAUUACACUUUUUAGGGGCAUCGAACUUUUAAGCGUGUGGUCCUUUGCGUUGGAGGUGGCGUCGGUUAUCCUUGCAAAACGUAUGUAUUGUUAAUCAUGAAUUUAAAGAAAUUAUAUCGUCUGCAAGAGAUUUAAUCAGUAAUAAUUAAUGAUGAUGAUGAUCAUCAUCAUAUCAGCUUUUAACUGUCCACUGCUGAACAUAAGUCUCUCCCUUGGGAGGAGGGGGGUGGGGUUUGCCAGUAGUUGUUACGCUCGGCAGGCGGAUUGGCAAUUACAGUCAGGUUUUAGAGAUGUUUUAAAAGGGACGCUGCUGCUCAUUCCCUGCCCUCCCUUAAUCGACUUUUACGUCCCCCACGGGAAAGGAAGAGGUGACCUAUUGUAUUGCCGGGACCACACGGCCAAUUCGAUGGAAAUCAAAAAUAACAACAAAAACCUUUUGUCUAAUAGGCAUUAGAACGUGAGUUGAUAGAGCUGACAAUAUUGUUGUAACGGAUUAGUAGACAAGUAACAUUCCAUGAGCGGAUUAACGAAUAGCGCAUAAUAUACCAAUGGGAUUUUAAUAUAAGUUUUCGCAAACUCACGUGGCUUAAGCUCGUAAGUUUGUUGGUGCUUUUAUAAUUUGAUACGUCAUUAAUAAUCACUCAAUGAUUUAAAAAGAAAGCAAGUGAGCAAUUGCAUGAAGAUACUUUUAAUUUUCCGAUAUUGUUGAUGGCAUUAACCUUAACAAAAAUCAUAAUUUAAAAUUAUGCAUCAGUGCCUACAUAUUUUUAUAUUUUGAGGACAAAGUCGUGCCAUGCCGCGAUAUAGCAAAUUUUCAAAGCGCUUUGUGUCGUACCUCUGCAAUUUGCACUUUUCCAAGAGAAUGUUACUUUGUCUACCUACAGAGCUAGUACAGUCACGCUCAGUGGACGUACAGCUCGCAGCGUACAAUCGUACAGUGUCUGUGUGUAGUUGUGACCUGAACUGUACUGUCUGACAGUGAGUGCGCGGCGACCGCCUCGACCGCACGAGCGCGCACCAUGCGCAGCGACACAGCCCCGCGGGUGCACCAUACGGAUACAUAUUACAAUACUGUGAAGUGAUAAACACUGCCAGGAUUUACUCGACUCUACCACCACAGCUGCUGUAAGACUAGUCUAAAAUGGCGACGGCCGGAGGGAAGCGUCGCGAUGAGGGCAGCGACAACUCGGAUGACGAGCUCACACCCUUGGCAAACGAGAUUUACGGUGGCAGCCAAAGAACAGUGCACGAAACAAAAGGAUGGGACGUGUUCCGAGAGUUCCCGCCGAAGCAGGACAGUGGGUCGAUGGAAAGUCAGAAAUGUCUGGAGUUCACUGUACGGCUGCUCAAGGUGCUGGCGUAUCUCGUCACCUUCGUCGUAGUAUUGGGCUCCGGAGUCAUUGCAAAAGGCACCGUGCUCUUUAUGACCUCGCAGCUAAAAAAAGAUAGGCGAAUAACUUUUUGUAAUAAAAAUUUAGGUAGAGAUAAACAAUUUUUAGUCAGCCUGCCAGAUGAAGAACGAGUGGCAUGGAUGUGGGCUCUACUCGCGGCAUAUGCUAUUCCUGAAAUAGGAACGUUGAUACGAUCUGUGAGAAUUUGCUUCUUCAAAUCAUCAAAACGUCCUACAAGCGCACAGUUUAUUGUAGUGUUUAUAGCAGAAUCUCUUCACACUAUAGGAAUGGCAAUAUUAUUCUUCAAAAUCCUCCCUGAAAUAGAUGUGGUAAAAGGCGCAAUGUUAACAAAUUGUCUUUGUAUUGUUCCUGCUAUCCUGGGACUUUUGUCGCGUAAUUCAAGAGAUUCAAAACGAUUUGUAAAAGUAAUUGUAGAUAUGGUAGCCAUAGUUGCGCAAGUUACUGGCUUCCUUGUGUGGCCCUUAUCAGAAAAUAAACCAGUAUUAUGGUUAAUACCUGUGGCUUCAUUAUGCAUAUCACUGGGCUGGUGGGAGAACUAUGUUACACGACAAAGUCCAAUCGGUAUCAUCAAAAGUCUAGGAAGAAUAAAAGAAGAACUGAAUCUCUCACGGUACUUCAUCUACAGAUUUAUGUCAGUAUGGAAGAUAAUGCUGUUCCUUGUUUGCAUUUUAUUCGCUAUAUGGAUAGACGGCGACGAACCUGCUAUGUUUUUCCAACUAUUUAACGCAGGAUUUGGACCACAUAACAUUGUUGUUGAAGAGGUUCAAAUUCAACUCGGGGGUACCGUAAUACCGGACCUGGCAAAUGUGACUUUAACGGGAGAUUCCGUGGAAAUUGCAGCAGCACAUAAAUCAGCGUUUUACGUAUUACUCAUUCAAGUGUUUGCAGCCUACUUCUGUUACAUUUUUGGGAAAUUUGCUUGCAAGAUUUUGAUUCAAGGAUUCAGUUAUGCUUUUCCUAUCAAUUUAGUGAUACCAUUGGUGGUAAAUUUUUUAAUCGCAGCAUGCGGUAUUAGGAACGGCGAUAACUGCUUCUUCCACGGAACUGUACCAGAUUACCUCUUCUUUGAAAGUCCUCCAGUCUUCACACUUAGCGAUUUCAUAUCUCGACAAAUGGCAUGGAUUUGGCUGCUAUGGUUGCUGUCACAGACUUGGAUCACAAUACACAUAUGGACUCCAAAAGCCGAACGUCUGGCAUCAACUGAAAAGUUAUUCGUCUUACCUAUGUACAAUGGAUUGCUUAUAGAUCAAAGUAUGGCGUUGAACAGAAAACGAGAUGAUCACAAAGAUGUUAAGACUGAGGAUCUUGCUGAAAUUGAAAAAGAGAAAGGAGACGAAUACUAUGAGACUAUAUCAGUUCACACAGACAACACCGGUUCCACUCCUAAAACAGUGAAGUCGUCUGAUCAAAUUACCAGAAUAUAUGCAUGCGCUACUAUGUGGCAUGAAACUAAAGAUGAGAUGAUGGAGUUCUUGAAGUCUAUCCUUCGAUUAGAUGAAGAUCAAUGUGCUCGCCGUGUCGCUCAGAAGUAUCUUCGUGUGGUAGACCCCGAUUAUUAUGAAUUCGAAACACAUAUCUUUCUGGACGACGCUUUUGAAAUAUCAGAUCACAGUGACGACGAUUCUCAAGUGAAUCGUUUCGUUAAACUUCUAGUGGACACUAUCGACGAAGCUGCCUCUGAAGUACAUCAGACCAUAAUUCGUAUUCGACCUCCGAAGAAAUAUCCUGCACCAUAUGGAGGACGAUUAACCUGGGUUUUACCAGGAAAAACCAAAAUGAUUUGUCAUCUUAAAGAUAAAGCAAAAAUUCGUCACAGAAAACGUUGGUCUCAGGUGAUGUAUAUGUACUAUUUAUUGGGCCACCGUUUGAUGGAGCUUCCAAUAUCUGUGGAUAGGAAGGAAGUGAUGGCAGAGAACACGUACUUACUCACACUUGAUGGAGACAUUGAUUUCCAACCACACGCUGUAAGACUGCUUAUUGAUUUGAUGAAGAAAAACAAGAAUUUGGGUGCUGCUUGCGGUCGUAUUCACCCCGUUGGCUCAGGUCCGAUGGUAUGGUAUCAAAUGUUUGAAUAUGCUAUUGGUCAUUGGCUGCAAAAAGCGACGGAACACAUGAUUGGAUGCGUGCUUUGUAGUCCUGGGUGUUUUUCUCUAUUCAGAGGAAAGGCUUUGAUGGAUGAUAACGUUAUGAAAAAAUAUACUUUGCGAUCAGACGAAGCUCGACAUUACGUACAAUACGAUCAAGGAGAAGAUCGUUGGUUAUGUACGCUUCUACUGCAACGUGGCUAUCGUGUAGAAUAUUCAGCUGCUUCAGACGCAUACACUCACUGUCCUGAAGGUUUCAGCGAAUUUUAUAAUCAGCGUCGUCGUUGGGUACCAUCGACUAUUGCUAAUAUUAUGGAUUUGCUUAUGGAUUACAAGCAUACGAUCAAAAUUAAUGACAAUAUCUCGACACCAUAUAUUGCAUAUCAGAUGAUGUUGAUGGGCGGUACAAUCCUGGGCCCCGGCACUAUAUUCCUUAUGUUAGUGGGUGCUUUCGUGGCGGCUUUUCGAAUUGACAACUGGACUUCCUUCGAGUAUAAUUUAUACCCUAUUUUGAUUUUUAUGUUCGUUUGCUUCACGAUGAAAUCCGAAAUUCAGUUGUUGGUGGCACAAAUAUUAUCUACAGCAUAUGCUAUGAUAAUGAUGGCUGUGAUUGUUGGUACUGCGCUACAAUUAGGCGAGGACGGCAUCGGUUCUCCUUCAGCUAUUUUCUUGAUAGCUCUCUCCAGUUCAUUUUUCAUAGCGGCAUGUUUGCAUCCGCAAGAAUUUUGGUGUAUUGUACCGGGUAUUAUUUAUCUUCUAUCUAUACCUUCUAUGUAUUUGCUGUUGAUUUUGUAUUCUGUUAUCAACUUAAAUGUUGUAUCAUGGGGUACUCGAGAAGUACAGACAAAGAAAACUAAGAAGGAAAUAGAACAAGAAAAGAAAGAAGCUGAGGAAGCAAAGAAAAAAGCUAAACAGAAAUCAUUGCUUGGUUUCUUAUCUGGAGUAAACAGUAACGAGGAAGAAGGAUCUAUUGAGUUUUCAUUUGCUGGUCUCUUUAAAUGUUUAUUGUGCACUCAUCCGAAAGGAAAUGAAGAAAAGGUACAGUUAUUACAUAUAGCAUCCACGCUAGAGAAGUUGGAGAAAAAAAUGGAUAUCGUUGAAAGGUCGAUUGAUCCGCAUGGGUUGAAUAGAGGCCGGAAAUUAUCAGUGGGUCACCGCGGUAGUACUAAUGGAGAUCAUCAAUUGGAUGCUCUCGCCGAAGGUCCAGAAGAAGAACACGAUUCUGAUUCUGAAACGGAUACGCUUUCUACUGUUCCGAGAGAAAGGAGAGAUGAUCUUAUAAACCCUUAUUGGAUUGAAGACCCAGAAUUGAAAAAAGGAGAAGUGGAUUUCUUGAGUCCAGCUGAAUUACAGUUUUGGAAAGAUCUUAUCGACAAAUAUUUAUAUCCUAUCGAUGCAAAUAAGGAUGAACAGGCCCGUAUUUCGAGGGAUUUGAAAGAAUUGAGAGAUUCAUCUGUUUUUUCGUUCUUUAUGUGCAAUGCCCUCUUUGUACUUAUUGUAUUCUUGCUACAACUGAACAAGGACAACAUUCACUUUAAAUGGCCCUUUGGAGUUAAAACUAAUAUAACUUAUGAUGAGGUUUCACAAGAGGUAUUAAUUACGAAAGAAUACUUGCAACUGGAACCAAUUGGUCUAGUAUUCGUGUUCUUCUUCGCUUUGAUUCUGGUUAUUCAGUUUACUGCAAUGUUGUUCCAUAGAUUUGGAACUCUUUCACAUAUUUUAUCAUCCACGGAAUUAAACUGGUUCUGCACGAAGAAGGCGGAAGAUCUUUCACAAGAUGCGUUGUUAGAUAAAAAUGCAAUAGCAAUAGUAAAAGAUUUACAAAAGUUGAAUGGUUUAGAUGAUGACUAUGACAACGAUUCUGGUUCUGGUCCCCACAAUGUUGGCAGACGGAAAACUAUCCAUAAUUUGGAAAAGGCAAGACAAAAGAAGAGGAAUAUAGGCACUCUUGAUGUAGCAUUCAAGAAGCGGUUCUUUAAUAUGAAUGCUAAUGAUGGGCCAGGCACUCCAGUAUUGAAUCGCAAGAUGACCUUACGGAGAGAAACACUUAAAGCUUUGGAGACUCGAAGAAACUCAGUGAUGGCAGAAAGAAGGAAGUCGCAAAUGCAAACAUUGGGUGCAAAUAAUGAAUAUGGUGUCACAGGAUUGAUCAACAAUAACCAUGGUGUACCACGGCAUCGAACGUCAAACGCGAAUAUUUCUGUAAAGGAUGUGUUUGCGGAACCAAAUGGAGGGCAAGUAAACCGAGGCUAUGAAACAACUUUGGGAGACGAAGACGAUAGCAACUCUAUGAGGCUUCAACCUAGGCAAAAUCAGGUUUCCUUCCAGGGAAGAUUUUAAUGCUGCAUCAAAUAGAUCAGAUCAAAUUUCCAAGAGUUGCCAAACUAUGUUUAGCAUCAAGUACCUAGCGUAAUCAAUGUAGAUACUCAUUUUACAUAUUGUAUAUUAGUUAUUAUGAUUUUUUUUAAAUAUCAUAUAUGCAUGUGAUAUUUCAAAAUUUCUGUGAUUCAGGCAGAUUAUUAUUGCAAAAUCACAAAGUACCAUUUAGAUAAUUUAUAGCUUUAUUGUAAAAUAGAACCUAAUAUUACACUGCCACUUAAUUUUAAUACUGUAUUUUUUUUAUAUUUUAUUUUAUACAUCAACAGUAAAAACUUUUAAAACUUGA
Galleria mellonella (greater wax moth) is the source of this 6840-nucleotide messenger RNA. RefSeq names its product chitin synthase chs-2 (gene kkv). Gene Ontology annotation, molecular function: chitin synthase activity. The record is from RefSeq and is a predicted model, not a curated record. Gene Ontology annotation, cellular component: cell periphery; cell septum. Bases 1821 to 6515 code for a protein of 1564 amino acids. The transcript is spliced from 23 exons. NCBI's taxonomy places the organism in Eukaryota, Metazoa, Arthropoda, Insecta, Lepidoptera, Pyralidae.